AUGGGGCUAUCCUCGUCUUCUGAAUGCUCGUUCUGCCUUAAUCCUGAAUCUCUAUUAGACGUCGUCGCUGGUUGCAGUUCCUACCUCGAUCGAUUUACUUGGAGACAUGACUCAAUUCUAAAUGUCAUUGCUAAUAACCUUCCAUCAGAACAUAUCCGGACCAUUUAUGCUGAUUUGUCGUCAUUCUCUAAUCUUUCUACAAUCACUGGUGAUGAUUAUCGGCCUGAUUUACUAAUUUCGACGAAAGACAAUUGUCUGUAUAUUCUGGAAUUAACCGUUGGAUAUGAGACUAACCUCAGAAAUGAUGUUAACAGGAAAUACUUCAAGUAUAAAGAUAUGAUUAUGGAACAAAAGAAAAAUUAUCAUGCGGUAAACUCCAUCAACCUUUCGAUUAGUGCACUUGGUGUGUUUGACAAAGAAUCUUCUGGUUUUAUAGACAUGUUAGAACAUUUUAAUUUAGAUAAAGCUCAUGUAAGAUACGUUAUUAAAAAGAUUAUUAAUACAGGGACCGCGGAGACGGGGGGGCUGGGGGGGCUUUAGCCCCCCCACUUUUUUUGACAGCCAAAAUUAUUAAAUUUUUAAUAAAUAUUAUUUUUAUGGAGGGCUUAAAAUUGUUAAGAUACUCUUAGUUUAUAAAGUAGCCUAGUAAAAGGAUUGCUUAGAAGUUUGUAAAAGGUCUAAGUUUUGUUACUUUUUAUGACGAUGGUCUUGGAGAUUUUUUGCUAAAGUUCCUCCAAAAAUGCAGGAAAUAGCGUUUAAGGUAAUAGAAAAUUGAACAUUUUCCUUGGGGGUUUUAUUGAUGAUUUAGCCCCCCCCCCCACUCUCUAAUACGCUCCGCGGGCCCUGUAAUAUUGCAAUAAGGUCAACCUACUACAUUUUUUUUUGCCGAAAUAAGAACUGGGUGAAUCCGGACUUGAUGAAACUUUAAAAUUUUUAUUGUAUAAGUAUGUAUAUAGAGUAAUAGAGUAAAUUUAAUCGUGCGUUAUAAAAUCAUUUAAUAGUAAUAUAUCAAGUUGCCAAUUGUAAAUUACCUUAUAUAGUGAGAUUUGCAGUUGUAAGUUUAGAAAAUUAAAUAAAGUUUCCAUUAUUAUUAUUAUUAUUAUUAUUAUUAUUAUUAUUAUUAUAUCCGAAAAUGGCUGGAACUUCCCGUCUCUGCAACCCUUAGCAACGUGUUGCUUCCACAAAACAAAUUUGGUCAGAAUAUUAUUCUCCCUUCGACAAAAUUUAUCCAAUGUCAAACUGUCUCUCGAUCAGCUUUAAAAUACUCACCAAAGGUAGAUAUUAACAAUCUAUGGGCGGUGACGAGCACCAACAAGAACGUACAGUAUGAUAUUUACAAAGACACAAAAGACGUACUUAAGGCAGUUAGAAAAGAAAACGAACAAAGGCUUCAAAACCACCUCAUUUCGCAAGGUUCUUUCUUUUCCAGUAUCAUGAAUCAUUCCACAUCCACAUUCAACUCUUUAUGGUCAUCCGUUCAGAGCAAACUUCCGAAAAACAUUUUAAUUUCACCAUCCGAUAUAUCAAUAACACACUUCCAACACGAAAGAACCUAUUAAAAUGGGGACUAUCAUCAACAUCCGAUUGCUCUUUCUGCUCCUCACCUGAAACGCUGCUCCAUGUGAUUGCUGGAUGUAAGACAUAUUUAGACGAAGGCCGGUUUACAUGGCGACACGAUUCUGUUUUAAAUUUCCUCGCAUCCACUCUUACUGCUGUGAAAAAUUCCACACUUUACGUGGACAUUCCUGGUUUUAUGAAUCCAUCUGUUAUCACGGGAGAUCGUUUACGACCUGACCUUCUGCUGGUGACUGAAAACAGGUGUUUAUACAUCCUCGAGCUUACAGUCGGUUAUGAAUCCAAUCUGCAAGUUAACGCCAAUCGUAAGCGUCAAAAGUACCGUGAUCUAAUCAAUGAGCAGAAAGCAGAUUAUGAUAAAGUCAAGUUCGUCAAUUUAUCCUUGAGUACCCUCGGAGUUUUUGGCCGAUCUUGUGAAAAUUUCGAUGGCAUGCUAAGUAGCCUUAAAUGUGAUGCCAAGUAUAGUAAAUACAUAAAAAAAGCAAAUCGUGAACAUAUGCAUACGAACAUCAUAUUAUGUAUUUUGUAAACGAAACAAGGUGUGGGAUAACCCAAAAUUAAUGUUAAUAUAAUCCUUCUUAAAAUAAUUAUUGUACAAUAAAUAUAUAGUAUCAAUUCAAGUAGACAUUGAUAAACUACCUGUAAAGCGAGGUUUAUCAUUGUAGUUGUAUAUAUCCUAAUAAUCAAUAAAUAAAGUUUCCAUUAUUAUUAUUAUGCAUUAUAUCAGCAUUGAGCAGAGCAGCAUUGUUUAUACGCCCUCUGCACAUGUUGUUCGUUUUCAUCGUUAUUUUCUUACUUGAACCACAGUUUAUUAAUAAAAAAUAUUAUAACUAUCGGAUUUACUAGGAUAUAAAUCAUGAUUCGUUCAAGCCUUGUUGCUAUGUUGGCCAUUUGCGCUGUUUGCUCGUUCUGUGGCAAAAAGUUCGUUACACUCGGCCGCCAUUCUUGGCGAUGUAAACAAAAGUUGAAUCAAAAUCUUCCUGGUAACACAGUUAACCAGAUGCCGGUUAUACAUUCUGCUGUUAGGAUCUCGAAUACUGAUGAUGUGAAAUGCUAUUGUGGUAAAUCAUUCAAAGGAACGCGGGGUCUUAAAAUGCAUCAACGUAGUUGUCGUGUAAUACAUGGAUUAAAUGACGAACUGCUUACGGACCUUGAACAACAAUCUACUGAGAACUCUACUGAUAGCUUUAAUUCUUCUACUGUUGAGGAGAACGAUGCCAUGGCACACGACGCAAGUAAUUAG
This is a messenger RNA of Paramuricea clavata, 2818 nucleotides long. Lineage: Eukaryota; Metazoa; Cnidaria; Anthozoa; Malacalcyonacea; Plexauridae. The record is from the annotation of a GenBank genome assembly.